Aethina tumida (small hive beetle) is the source of this 1281-nucleotide messenger RNA. RefSeq lists its product as uncharacterized. The coding region runs from base 155 to 1024 and encodes 289 amino acids. The transcript has a single exon. The record is from RefSeq and is a predicted model, not a curated record. Lineage: Eukaryota; Metazoa; Arthropoda; Insecta; Coleoptera; Nitidulidae.
UCAAGGUGUACUUGAUUAAUAUAUUCGUCAAAAUGAACAGCUCUUUGUUUAUUAAAUGGCUAUGUAACCCAUAGUCACGCUGCAAACAAAAGUAGCUAUUUCUUUCCGUGCCAUAGUCAUAACCCCAAAUCCAAUAAGAAUAUAAACAAACAAAAUGGUCAGAAAACGCAACCGAAAGAAGUACGAGAGCGACGAUAACGAGGAGACUGACAGCGAAGCCGAAAUUCCGAACGUUGGAGCAGCCGCUCCAAAAAAAUACAGCUUGAGACAGAGGAAACCGACAAGUUUCACCGAAGAUUAUCAAUAUGAUUUCGAAUUGGAUGCGGAUAUUGACAAAAUAUGUUCGGAUAAAGAUGAAGACUUCGAGUUUGAACCAAAAACAGAAACUCCAAAUCGAAAGAGAGAGGCACCUCUUGAAAUACAUAUAGAACGAAAUGAAGCCUCCAAAUACAUAGACAAUGUAUAUAUCAAGCCAAUUGAACCUGAUUUUUCCAAUCUGGAUGAAGGUGAACUUAUUGACUUUGAGGAUAUUAUUAAGGCUGAUAUCGUGGUAAAUAAUAACAUGAUUGAUUAUGAAAAUUUAAUUGAAAAAAUUGAGAUUAAAAUACAACCACCUUCUAUAACUGAAAAAGUUGUUUCACCUAAGGUUGGGAAGAAGAGGGGCAGGAAACGGAAAUGUAAACAACCAACUGAAACAAUUGAAAAUGGACUAAGUAUUUUUGAACAUUUUUUGACCCCCAUCAUGGAUAGUACAAUUAAUUCAGACACAUGCAGCAGUGAUGAUUUACCUCUUGCUACUAUGAUGAAAAAAUAUUCAGAAGCAGAAAAUUGUCAUCAAGGAUCAGAGAUUCCACAAAAUAGUGAUACACAGAUAAAUGGAGCAGUGAAUGGUCACACUGGAUCAGAUUUUUUAAAACUAGAGUCUGUUAAUGAUGCAUAUCCAAAUUCAGGUAAUGUGGAUGAUGAUGAUGAUGAUGUUAUAUUGAUAGAAGAAGAACCUAAAAUCAUUGUUUUAGAUGAUUAAAGAUUCUAUUUUGAUCUGUAUUAUAUAAUUUUGUAUAUAAUUGAGAUGAGAUUAUAAAUUAUUGUGUAAUUGAAUUGGUAAAAAAACUCUUUAUAAGUGCAAUAUAUGUACAAUUUAUGAUUAGUCUGAAACUCAAUAUUUAUUGAUUUGUGAUAUUCAGUUGAGAGCAUUAUGUAGACAUCAAUUUACGUAUUUUCAUUGUAAAUAUCAUCAAAGUUCAUUGAUUGAAAUUAAAUGUGAUUACAAGUACAAUGUAA